This is a messenger RNA of Sebastes umbrosus (honeycomb rockfish), 871 nucleotides long. It is a transcript of the gene mustn1b, whose product is annotated as musculoskeletal, embryonic nuclear protein 1b. The record is from RefSeq and is a predicted model, not a curated record. Gene Ontology annotation, biological process: tissue regeneration; chondrocyte proliferation; chondrocyte differentiation. The coding region runs from base 261 to 509 and encodes 82 amino acids. Lineage: Eukaryota; Metazoa; Chordata; Actinopteri; Perciformes; Sebastidae. The transcript has 3 exons. Gene Ontology annotation, cellular component: nucleus.
UGUUGUGUCCCGAAUUAUCAGCUGUUGGCCUUUAAGCUUAUCGUAAAAAGACGGGGGACCCGUUCCAGCUUAUCCCUCGCGUCACACCUAAUAAUACCCACUGACAACAGGCAGAGUGGGACAGAGGGUCUGACUGGGUCUGGACCAGGACUAUAUAUAAUGUCAGGCUUGCUGGGAGACAAAGACACACACUAGGAAAACAACCAGCGGAUCUAUCACACUGGAAAGAGGCGUCUUUGGAAGCAAUAACUUCAAUCACCAUGUCACAGCCAGCCGAGGUGAAGAAGAAGAAGCGUCCCCCGAUGAAGGAGGAGGACCUGAAAGGAGCCCGCAGUAAACUGGGACUGAAGGGCGAGGUCAAGAGUAAGACCUAUGAGGUCAUGGUGGAGUGUGAGCGAAUGGGUAAAGUGGCUCCAUCUGUGUUCAGCGGUGUGAGGUCAGGGACAGAGACGGCCCUGGGCAAUCCUGCUGCUGCCAAAGCUCCUGGAGCCAGCGUGUUCAGCAAGUAGACGCACUGAAACAAACGCACUGAUGAAACACACUGUUGUCUUUAUGAUUCUGAGUCAAUGGUGAUGCUGCGUAAUGUGGACUGCAAACAUUUUUUUUUUUUUUAAUGAAGUUGGAUUUAAGAGAGAUAAAAGGGCUAGUUUUAUGCCAGUAGAGUGUGAUGACAUUACUGCUAUGUAAGCAGUUAUUGUACUUUGUAAUUUGCACAGUCCAUCUGACUUGGAGAUUGGCAGGUUGUGAUUACUGUGGCUGUAAAUGAGUUGUGACAUUUAUUUAUCAAUGUUGACAAAGAUUGUUAAAACAUUUGCUUACUUGUUCUUUUUGUAAUGCACAAUUUUACUUAAAUAAAUGAUUUCCCCCUGUA